AUGUCUUCCCCGAAAUCCCGUGCCCAGUCUUCCUCUGUUCCAGUUCCUCCAGAUUAUAUUACCGAGACUGGAAUUGACAACCAUGCAAUAGAGAAUACUUUGGUGCUGGGGCCUCACUGGUUCGGUCAUGUCCCUCCUGAGAUGGCAGAACUGAUGAAGAAGGAUGCUGAAGCUCCUCUAUGUUUUGAGAAUACUUUUGUUCUGGCUCCUCAUUCUUGGGUUAGCAAGAAUUUGAGCCGGUCUUUCCCGUCUAGCGAGGUGAGGAAUAGUUCAGUGAAAUGGGUAGACUGGAUUGACAGACUCCUUCCAAGAUAUGGACCUCACUGGAAGCGGGCUGGUAUUUAUGACGCCAUACUUCUGUCCAAGAAAUCUGUCAACAGAGAUGAGAACCUGUUUGCUGCUACUCUGUGUUUCUGGAAUUCUGCCAGUAAUACUUUCGACUUUCGCAUAGGCCCCAUGGCUCCAACUCUGUUGGACAUGGCUAAGAUAUUUGGGUUUAGGCCCCAUGGGAGACCUAUUGAUGCUGUUGGUGAUUAUCACAGGAAGAAAAACCAGCAAAAGCUAGCCAAGCCAUUCACCAUCUCUCCAGCCCUGAUCAACCAGAAUUGCUCCUUCUCCAAUUAUCUCAGAAAAUUCAGUGCUAAGAAGGACAAGGACCAGCAGCAUAUGUUGUUCCUUCUGUAUUGGCUGAACAGGUUCAUUCUACCCAACCGCUCUACUGCAGUUCUGCUUGAGUAUAGACACCUAGCAGAAGCUUUGCACAACCACACUGAUGUCGGACUCGGGCCUUCAGUUCUGGCUCAUCUAUUCAAGAACCUGCAUACUGCUACCUUGGAGAAUCCGCUGAAUCUAUCUACUCCCGAUGCCUUCUGGAUGAUCCAAAUCUGGUUGCAGGUCUAUUUCCCUGAAUUGAGGUUCCCAGACAUAGUUCUGCCUGAGGAUCAGGUUCUGGCUCAGCCAUUGAUGUCGGCAGAAGUGCCCAAGCGUUAUAUUGAAGAAUACCUGAUGUUCUUUAGGCACUGUACGAAGAGAUCAGCAGCUCAAUGGCAAGUGGUGAUCAGGAGAACCUAUCCUUGGUUCCAGCCUGGAUACCCUCUGUUUGAGAAGGAGCCGGAAGAAGAAGCAGCCAGAAUUGAUUUAAGAAGUUCCUGA
Molecule: messenger RNA, 1152 nt
Organism: Prunus armeniaca (apricot)
Lineage: Eukaryota; Viridiplantae; Streptophyta; Magnoliopsida; Rosales; Rosaceae
Source: the annotation of a GenBank genome assembly